AAUGACGAAGCUAUCCUAUCGGGACAGAGAUAGUUCAUCUUUGAUGGCUUCGAAGGCGAUGAGCGUGGCAGCGGAGAAGUUUGGUACGGCGGCGCGACGCCAAGCCGUGAGCUUAACAGACGCCGCCGCUUCGCGAAUACGGCAGUUGCUACAGCAGCGUCAGAGGCCCUUUUUGAAGCUCGGAGUCAAGGCUCGCGGCUGUAACGGCCUUUCCUACACCCUCAAUUACGCAGAUGAAAAAGGGAAAUUCGAUGAGUUGGUUGAAGAUAAGGGUGUUAAGAUAUUGAUUGAUCCAAAGGCCCUUAUGCAUGUCAUUGGAACUAAAAUGGAUUUUGUAGAUGACAAAUUGAGAUCGGAAUUUAUUUUUGUCAAUCCAAAUUCUAAGGGUCAGUGUGGUUGUGGCGAAUCUUUCAUGACAACAGCCAGUAGUGGAGCUUCUAAACCAUGAAAUGAUUAAAAUUGCUCUUCAACUGGGUGCGGAUCCACAUUUAUGAAGUCGUACUUUCAUGAUUUAAUUGAUAAACAUACAACUAAUGAAUUUCUUUGAUUCUGCCUUCGAGAACAAGAGAAAUGAGAGCUUUUGGUUCUCAGACAGAAAGGAUACUGAGUCUUCUCAUGGUCUCAAUAUAUAGAGUUCUCUGAAGCUGAUGCUAUUAAGGCUUAUUUCAACACGUUGUAUUAUCAUUUGUUCUGCUGAUUCUUAUUCCUAAUGUAAAAUUCUUUGUAUCAUGAAAAUUGUAGUUUGUAUCAUUGAAAUAAUAUGCGUUGUUUACCAUAACGUUCAGAGCUAAAGAAAAUUUCAUCU
Abrus precatorius (Indian licorice) is the source of this 805-nucleotide messenger RNA. RefSeq names its product iron-sulfur assembly protein IscA-like 1, mitochondrial. Gene Ontology annotation, molecular function: 2 iron, 2 sulfur cluster binding. Bases 2 to 448 code for a protein of 148 amino acids. The transcript is spliced from 3 exons. Gene Ontology annotation, cellular component: mitochondrion; cytoplasm. Lineage: Eukaryota; Viridiplantae; Streptophyta; Magnoliopsida; Fabales; Fabaceae. Gene Ontology annotation, biological process: iron-sulfur cluster assembly. The record is from RefSeq and is a predicted model, not a curated record.